AAUGAAAUGGAUUCUAUUCGUUUACGCGCUCUCAUUGAAAGCGGAAUCCAAACUUGAGACGUGCGAUUUAAUUUUACCGGCGAUUACGAUUCGAUUUUUUACGUACGAAAAUAAUAUAUUUAGUGAGUUUUUGUCAAACUUCAAAGUUUACUGGAAGCUGAUUUUGCCAAUUUACUAACAUUUGGAAUCAGCAACCACGAACUGAACUUCAAAGAGGCAUUUUGGACAAUUUGCCAAGUGUAUAUAAAUAAAGAGUUUAGUAUUUUCCACCUUAAGUCGUUGUGACUAUAAGAAAAUGACUUUAGAAGAAAAUCUUCAAGUAAACCAUUGGAGCUGUUAGAUCGAGAAGCCAAAGGCGUUUUCACAUAAUCUGAGCGACUUAUGGGAAGAUCAUGCGACGAAUUUUGAGCAGUUUUUUUGUACUACUAACAGUGGUAGCAGGGACGUCAUUAGAUAAACCAUCGGCUAAGCAAAGAAGCUACGUAUGUCCUCCAAAUUUCAUCCGACUAAGUCACAAAUGUUACUUCUUCAGCAAGGAAAAACUGACCUUUCAUGACGCUUUUUUCAAGUGUCGUUCACUGCAUAGCAACUUAGCUAUCAUUAAGAACAGUAACCAAGAUAAGCAUAUUAAGAAAACUCUGAGCAGUCGCACUGUUGAACCGUUGGAGAGAUGGUUGGGUGGUCGUUUUGACUGGCAGAAGAAACAAUGGCAAUGGGCGGCAUCGGGAAAACCGCUCACAUAUAAUGGAUUUGACAGUUCUUUCAACCAGACUCAAGAAAGCCUCCAGUGGCAGUGCAUAACAAUCGAUCCAGCAUUUCAGUAUCGAUGGAACUCUCGAAGCUGCUACCAAGAGCGUAACUACAUAUGCCAAAAGAAACUUCGGACCAUCGACAAUAAUAAAUCAAGAAAACGACUUUUGGAGCAAUAUGAAAGUAAAAAACUCAACGAAAUCCCGAUCCCGGAUAUUUCGAAUGAUGUCCUCCUGAAUCCUCCUGUGAAUCCCCCAUCAAGUCAACCACAUUCAUCUGAUAAGUCCGAUCCGUUCCACAUAGAAAUUUAUCCUCUCAACUCUCAUACAGUACCAGACCGGAAACGGAAAAUAAAACCAAUCAAACCAAUCAAGAAUAAAAAGAAGAAAAAUCGAACUGCUGCAGCUUUGAAAGUGCUGAAUGAUGCUAAUGGUCCGAUUGAUGAUGGCAAUGAACCGCUACUGGCUAUGAAUGAUUCGCCUUAUAGAUCAAGAAGAAAUAAAGCCAAAGACGACGAUACGAGGCAACGAAAAGGAGAAAUGUUUUACUCCACGUACAAAGAAAAUGGCGUUAAGAAGCAUCCACUGCAUCCUAGGCCAAUAGUUGAGGAAUAUAAUUUUGAUAAAACAGCUUAAAAUGCAUUUUGCAUUGAAGUUCAGAUAAAGAUCUUUGUGGGCUAAAUUCGAUUUUCUCAUAUUUUUAUAAUUUUGCUGGAUGACGUUGGUUAGUUACUGUUAUUAAUUUUAUAGGGAUGUCAGAAACAUUGAUGCGACAAAAAAAAAGCGAAUGGCAGAAUAAUUUACGACUGCAUAUUUUUAUGUAAAAAUAUACUUCCAGCGAAAUUUGCUAUAGAUGUUUAUUAACACUUUAGAUAUAGUUAUUUAUUUUUUUAACAAACCUUGAGUGAUUUUGUUACUUGGCUAGUUACUCGCUUAGCUAUAAUAUUAAUAAAACGAUAGUUUUAAAAGUA
Dendroctonus ponderosae (mountain pine beetle) is the source of this 1720-nucleotide messenger RNA. RefSeq lists its product as uncharacterized. The coding region runs from base 393 to 1385 and encodes 330 amino acids. NCBI's taxonomy places the organism in Eukaryota, Metazoa, Arthropoda, Insecta, Coleoptera, Curculionidae. The transcript has 7 exons. The record is from RefSeq and is a predicted model, not a curated record.